GUGUCACUUUGAAAACACUUUGAGCUUUACAUUGAUAUUAUUUGUUUAUUUACUAAAUCAAAUUAAAUUAUUAAAAUUAUGUAUACAGAUGACUAUUCGGAUAAGGAGAGCGAGUACGAGGACAGGAGUCCAGAGGAGAGUCCGAGCAUCACCAAGAAGUGUGUGUCGACAGCGGAGCUGGCGGCGGCGGGGGCGGGGGCGCGGCCGCUGCGGGCCACGCAGUCGCUGACCGCCACCGAGGAGCUGCGGCUGUGCGGGACCCUGCAGCGGAUCAACCUGUGCAACCGCGUGUCACAUCUACCCACCAGGCCAGCCCCUGUGUGUCCCUGCGGCUGCCUGCUGCGCCGCGCCGCGCCCGCGCCCUUCCGCACCCGCGAGCAGACCACGCUGGCCCUACACGUGGUCCCCCCCGAGGCGCUCACCCACCACGGCUACAGCUACCAGCCCAGCCAAAUAGCCAUGUUCUGGAAGAAGGACUGCAGGUCCUUCCUAUGGAAGGGAAAAGCCAAAAUGAAGAAUAUCAUCCACGCCGACUCACAUAAAAAGUAACUAGAAAUGCAGGGGGUUUUAUAAAAUAGGAGUAUGUUAAAUAAACAGGAAUUAAAUUAAAUAGAUAGUAAAUA
This is a messenger RNA of Plutella xylostella (diamondback moth), 623 nucleotides long. RefSeq lists its product as uncharacterized. NCBI's taxonomy places the organism in Eukaryota, Metazoa, Arthropoda, Insecta, Lepidoptera, Plutellidae. The record is from RefSeq and is a predicted model, not a curated record.